Molecule: messenger RNA, 3640 nt
Organism: Sarcophilus harrisii (Tasmanian devil)
Lineage: Eukaryota; Metazoa; Chordata; Mammalia; Dasyuromorphia; Dasyuridae
Gene: PANX2
Product: pannexin 2
Exons: 3
Coding region: 52-2085 (677 amino acids)
Biological process (GO): positive regulation of interleukin-1 production; monoatomic cation transport
Molecular function (GO): channel activity
Source: RefSeq, a predicted model, not a curated record
GCCCCCCAGGCCUCCCCCUCCCGGGCCGCCGGCCGGGCCCCGCGCCCCCCCAUGCACCACCUGCUGGAGCAGCCCGCGGACAUGGCGACGGCGCUGCUGGCGGGAGAGAAGCUGCGGGAGCUCAUCCUGCCCGGAGCCCAGGACGACAAGGCGGGCGCGCUGGCCGCGCUGCUGCUGCAGCUCAAGCUGGAGCUGCCCUUCGACCGCGUGGUCACCAUCGGCACCGUGCUGGUGCCCAUCCUGCUCGUCACGCUCGUCUUCACCAAGAACUUCGCGGAGGAACCCAUCUACUGCUAUACCCCUCACAACUUCACCCGUGACCAGGCCCUCUAUGCACGUGGCUACUGUUGGACAGAGCUUAGGGACGCCCUGCCCGGGGUGGACUCCAGCCACUGGCCCUCCCUCUUCGAGCACAAGUUCCUGCCCUAUGCCCUGCUGGCCUUUGCCGGCAUCAUGUACGUCCCCGCCCUGGGCUGGGAGUUCCUGGCCUCCACCCGCCUCACCUCCGAGCUCAACUUCCUUCUCCAGGAGAUUGACAAUUGCUACCAUCGGGCUGCGGAGGGCCGGGCCCCCAAGAUCGAGAAGCAGAUCCAGUCCAAGGGCCCCGGCAUCACGGAGAGGGAGAAGCGGGAGAUCAUCGAGAACGCCGAAAAGGAGAAGAGCCCCGAGCAGAACCUGUUCGAGAAGUACCUGGAGCGCCGGGGCCGCAGCAACUUUCUGGCCAAGCUCUACCUCGCCCGGCACGUGCUCAUCCUCCUCCUGAGCGUCGUCCCCAUCAGCUACCUGUGCACCUACUACGCCACGCAGAAGCAGAACGAGUUCACGUGCGCGCUGGGCGAGCCUCCCGACGGCCCCCGGGGCUCGGUGCGCGUCAGCUGCAAGCUGCCCUCGGUGCAGCUGCAGAGGAUCAUCGCCGGCGUGGACAUCGUCCUGCUCUGCUUCAUGAACCUCAUCAUCCUCGUCAACCUCAUCCACCUCUUCAUCUUCCGAAAGAGCAACUUCAUCUUCGACAAGCUGCACAAGGUGGGCAUCCGGACCCGCCGCCAGUGGCGCCGCUCCCAGUUCUGCGACAUCAACAUCCUGGCCAUGUUCUGCAACGAGAACCGGGACCACAUCAAGUCGCUCAACCGGCUCGACUUCAUCACCAACGAGAGCGACCUCAUGUACGACAACGUGGUGCGACAGCUGCUGGCCGCCCUGGCCCAGUCCAACCACGACGCCACCCCCACGGUCCGAGACUCGGGCAUUCAGACGGUGGACCCCAGCGCCAACCCCGCCGAAGGCGACUCGGGGGAGCCCCCCGUCGUCAAGCGCCCCCGCAAAAAGAUGAAGUGGAUCCCCACCAGCAACCCCCUGCCCCAGCCCUUCAAGGAGCAGCUGGCCAUCAUGAAGGUGGAGAACCACAAGGCGGACAAACCCAAACCGGUGAGGAGGAAGACGGCCACGGACACGCUCAUCGCGCCGCUGCUGGAUGCCCGAGCCGCCCAUCACAAAGGGGCCGGGGCCGGAGACUCCGGCCCCUCCUCCGCGCCCCCGUCCGCCGGCGGCGAGAAGAAACACGCCAGACAUUUCUCCCUGGACGUUCAGCCCUACAUCCUCAGCAGCAAGAAGCCUAAACCUGAGCUGCCGCCCAUUGCCGCCCUGCCCGCCUCCAAGAGCCAAGAGGGUGCCUUCCUCACCCAGGGGGAGGACUGCAGAGGGACCCGCAUGGCGCCUGCCAAAGAUCCCCCAGGCCCAGAAAAAGAAAUCCUGUACCCAGUGGAACCGGGCCGGGCCAUGGCACCCCCUCCGGGAUCCUUCCAUAGCUGCCCACCUACCACAGCUACCGGGGUCCCGGGGCCCCCAACCGGUAUCACCCCCGGCCUUGGGAAGCCUGAACCUAUAGCUGUCUUGAGCCACAACGCCACCCACCCCCUGCUGCACAUCAAUACUUUGUAUGAGGACCACCGGGCGGAGGAGGAGGAGGAGGCCCCGCCACGAGCCUCCCCUGACAUGGCCGACCUCAUCGCCAUCCCCCCCCCAAAGCAGAUUCUCAUUGCCACCUUUGAGGAGCCCCGGACAGUUGUGAGUACUGUGGAGUUUUAGGGAGAGGCGGCAAGUUCCCCCAGUACUCACAGCCACCCCCCUCCAGCCCCGGUCGUCGUCAGGACCUGCCCCCAGUUCCCCGACCUGACAGGAAACCGGCCACUGCAUGCCCUCGCCGAGAUCCCCCGAAGCGCCAGCCCAAGCACGAGUCUCCCAUAGACCCACUGCCAGUGCCCAGGGGCAGCUAGGGAUCCCCACUCCCCCCCACAUCCUCGGCCACCCUGCUUAGCUUCUGCUGCCCUGGCCCCCGACCUCUGGCGUCUGGGAGCUAGGGGCGGCCUGUCCGCAGCCACUGUGGUUCUCACCAUGCACUUUAGCCAAGAUCCCCCCCCCCCCCGUCGUGGCCAGUCCCACCCAGAGCCACCCCGGGCCUUGCCUGAGCCGCCCGGCCGGCCUGCGCUUCCCCCAGAGUCUCCGAGACCUGGCCCGGCCCAGCCACCAUCGCCCGUGCUUCCUGCAGACCGCCGAGACUCGCGGCCCAGCCGAGGAGGGCUCCCCGCGGCCUCACGGACACCAGAUAUGCAAUACAGUUCCGGGGCCGGCUCCCCCGGGCGGGAGGGGAGGGGAAGGACUGCCGGGGCAGGGCUCAGGAUGGGCCCUGUCCUCAGGCGGGGGGACGAGGCCUCCCCCGGCCCUGCGAGGAGCAAUGUGUGGCCCUGCAGAGGCCAGAUGAAGAGUUUAUUUUUUUAAUCUAUUUUGUCAUUAACCUAGGGUGCUGGGGUGUUUAUUCCGAGGAUGGACGUCUCCUCCCUGGGUGCGGAAGGGUGGAAGGGAAUCCAUUUGGGGAGUGAAUGGGGGGAUCCGGAAGGGUGGGAACGCUCAGAAGGUUUCCUGAGCUUCCUGGCCCAGGAUGGCCUCCGGCCCCCACCAGCUGCCCUCAGCCUGGGGCUUCCCCACAUGGUGCAGUGUUCUGCCCCAAUCCCUCCCUCUCAGGAAGGUUCCGUCUUCCUCCCAACUCCAUCACCUUGGAGCCCCGGCCUCCUCCAGGGCCCGGUCUGUCCAGGGUGAUGUUCCCACCCCCUUCCAAGCUCAGACCCACUCCCCCCCAGCCUUUUCCCCCAGAGCUCCGGGCUCAGCGUCCCGCUGGGGCUGACCCCACCCCAGCACCCCAGGCCGUGUCCCACCCAGGCCGGCGCCCCCUCCCCACCCCCAGAGCCCCCCAGCUCAGUGUCUCUCUUGGGAGUGCUCCCCCUCCAACACCCCCGGGGGUCCUCUCCGCCCUCUCAAUUGCACUUUCUCUUUGUCACUCAACAUCCAUGUGUUUCAUUCUGUUAUGAAUGCUGUAAUCAUUGAUCAUUCGGGGUUGGAAACUCGGAGCCGAGUUUUCACCAGACCAGAGGGAGGAGGAAGAGGAGGAGGAAGGGCACAGAGAAUGUACAAACCGUAUCUUGCAAUAACAGCCCGUCCCGAGCCCCACGGCCCCGAGCCCUGCCAGGCCCCCUCUGCGGGCGCUCGCGGGCGGGACGGGCCAGGGCUGGGGGGAGGGGGGCUGCCCUGGAGGGGGAACGAAGGCUCGCCUGGCUCUCGCAUCUAUUACCUCAGACACGACGACGGA